This is a messenger RNA of Phragmites australis (common reed), 1791 nucleotides long. Its product is annotated as bZIP transcription factor 46-like. Bases 298 to 1305 code for a protein of 335 amino acids. The transcript has 4 exons. Lineage: Eukaryota; Viridiplantae; Streptophyta; Magnoliopsida; Poales; Poaceae. Gene Ontology annotation, biological process: positive regulation of DNA-templated transcription. The record is from RefSeq and is a predicted model, not a curated record. Gene Ontology annotation, molecular function: DNA-binding transcription factor activity. Gene Ontology annotation, cellular component: nucleus.
UUUUUCCUUUCCUUUCCUUUUUCUCUCGUCAUAAUCCGUAUCGCUAAACUAGAUUUCCCCUUGCUAAUUCUGGCAUGGCACACCCCGCCGCAACUAAUCACGCUCCCCUCUAGUGGUCCUCUGUCCUGUCGCUUCUGCCGCUGCAGCCGCUGGUUACAAGUCAUCACCCCCUUCUCCUCUGCUCUCGCCGUGCUUCCUCCUGUGCUUGAGAGUUGCAGUGUUACAGACCUGGUGCGCAGAUUUGGAGAGAUUUUUUGUGGGAAUUCCGGUGGGUUUUGGAGCGGAGAGGAGGUGGGGAUGGAGAUGCCGGGAGGGAGCGGGGGGCCGGCGCUGGCGCGGCAGGGCUCGAUCUUCUCGCUGACGUUCGACGAGUUCCAGAGCGCGCUCGGCGGCGCGAGCAAGGACUUCGGCUCCAUGAACAUGGACGAGCUGCUGCGCAACAUAUGGACGGUGGAGGAGUCCAACGCCAUGGCCGCUGCCGCGACGACGACCGCCGCGUCGGCUGCUGCAUCCGUGGACGCGCUCGCGCACGCGCAGCCGGGGUCCAUCCAGCGGCAGGCCUCGUUCACGCUGCCCCGCACGCUCAGCCAGAAGAUGGUGGACGAGGUCUGGCGCGAGAUCGUGGGCCUCACCGGCGGGGACGACGCGCACGCCGCCGCGGCCGCAGUUUCCGUUCCGGCAGCCCCCGCGCCCGCGCCGGCGCAGGCGCAGCGGCAGCCGACACUGGGGGAGAUGACGCUGGAGGACUUCCUGGUGCGCGCCGGCGUGGUGCGGGAGGAGAUGGGGCAGCCCCUCGUGCUGCCGCCGCACGCGCAGGCGUUGUUCUCGCAGGGCAAUGUGGUCGCGCCGCCCAUGCAGCUGGGGAACGGGAUGGUGCCCGGAGCCGUCGGGCAGGGGGUUGCCGGAGGGAUGACGGUGGCGGCGCCGACGACACCGGUCGUACUGAAUGGGUUCGGGAAGAUGGAGGGAGGGGAUAUGUCGUCGCUCUCGCCGGUGCCGUAUCCGUUCGACGGUGCGCUGAGGGUGAGGAAGGGCCCUGCUGUCGAGAAGGUGGUAGAGAGGAGGCAGAGGCGCAUGAUCAAGAACAGGGAGUCGGCAUCCAGGUCACGUGCAAGGAAGCAGGCUUACAUAAUGGAGUUGGAAGUUGAGGUGGCAAAACUUAAGGAGGAGAAUGAAGAAGUUCAGAAAAAGCAGGAUGAAAUGCUAAAGAAGCAAAAGGAUGAGGUCCUGGAGCGAAUCAACAAGCAACAUGGACCAAAGGCAAAGAGAGUUUGCCUGAGGCGGACUCUGACCGGGCCAUGGUAGACUGAAGUUCUCACAGCAUUGGCCAAAGUUAAGAUCGUUGCUUCUUUAGAUAUGACCGGUGUAUAUGUCAGAUGAAGUCAGAAUCUCCAGUGCCCCUGUAGGCCACCGCUUCAGAGCUACAUUCCCCUUUGUUCCGUGACCGUUCGGUCCCUUGGGUAGACUGCCUGUGACAUUUACCGUUUAGGUUCAGCUGCGCAAUCCUCACAUGAAUACUGAGGCAUACCAUCAAAUCUGUUUAACUCCCUCCUAUCUGUCGGCAUGAUGAGAUCGCGCGUGUAACUUAUGUUGUUUCUGGAUGCAUCUGUGCAGCUGCUUUGCGUAUUUGCGUAUUGUUGAGAUAAUCAGAUACCACCAGGUUAUAGUACAGUGGAUCUGUACCCUGUAGCGAUAAGAGUGUUUAGUUUCUGACCUGCUUGUAACAAUACCCGUUUUCUGGGCUAUGUGAGUAAUGAAUCUAGACGACAGCUACCUGUCGUGUUUAAUGAA